AUGUCCAACAAGGGAAAGGGACCUGCUGCCAAAACUAUAGUCGAUGAUGAUGAUAUCGACAACAUGGAAUUCGAACUCCCAGGAGUAAACUACUCACCCCAGCCACCCCAACAACAAUCCCAACAACCAUCAAAACAAAUCAUGCCAUCACCACCCAUAGGCCAAUCCACCAUCGACCCAGCCACCCUCGCACGCUUUAAAUCCUGGCACUGCAUCUACCCAGUCUACAUCGACGCUGACAAAACAGUCGCCCAAGGCCGCCGCAUCGCCAAACACCUCGGAUGCAAAGAACCACACAUAUUCGCAAUGGCCGAAGCCGUACGUCGAUUGAAUCUAUCCGCCGUCCUCGAAGGUGACAAGCGCCAUCCACGAGAUCCGUUCGUGUUUGGCAGGUUACGUGUCCAGUUGCGUACGCAGGAGGGGGUUGCUGCUCAUGGGGCUAUCAGGAGCAAAAAGAUGCUGUUGGAGGCUAUUGCGAGGUUGGUGCCGGAGAUGAGUCAGUUGAUCAAAGCUAAUGAUCCAAGGGUCGCUGCGUUGGCUGCUCAGUCGAGGAGUGAGUUGAGUGCUGCUGUCAGGGAGGAGAUGAAGGCUUCGGCGAAUCAGAUCAAGGAGAGGGAUGGUGGUGGGAAGAAGAAUAAAAAGAAUAAGAAAUAG
Molecule: messenger RNA, 654 nt
Organism: Synchytrium microbalum
Lineage: Eukaryota; Fungi; Chytridiomycota; Chytridiomycetes; Synchytriales; Synchytriaceae
Exons: 2
Coding region: 1-654 (217 amino acids)
Biological process (GO): SRP-dependent cotranslational protein targeting to membrane, signal sequence recognition; SRP-dependent cotranslational protein targeting to membrane
Cellular component (GO): signal recognition particle, endoplasmic reticulum targeting
Molecular function (GO): 7S RNA binding
Source: RefSeq, a predicted model, not a curated record